This is a messenger RNA of Anarrhichthys ocellatus (wolf-eel), 3475 nucleotides long. RefSeq names its product RNA pseudouridine synthase D4 (gene rpusd4). Gene Ontology annotation, biological process: pseudouridine synthesis. The transcript is spliced from 6 exons. Gene Ontology annotation, molecular function: RNA binding; pseudouridine synthase activity. Bases 87 to 1250 code for a protein of 387 amino acids. The record is from RefSeq and is a predicted model, not a curated record. NCBI's taxonomy places the organism in Eukaryota, Metazoa, Chordata, Actinopteri, Perciformes, Anarhichadidae.
UCGGAAGCAAGAAACUGCAAGCAUGUGUCCUCUGGAGUUUGUUUGUAUCUCCAAUCUUAUGUGAACCGUCUUAACUCUGCUCCACAAUGAACCGCUGUAGAAGAAUAUCUUGUAGUGACAUUAAAUCCGGUCUGACCAUCGCUUUCUCUCGGAUCAAACCGCCGACAAACUGCCGCAGGUGUCCGGAGGCAGCGCGGUUCCUCAGCCGGAGCCAUGCCACUGCUGCUAAACCGGCUACAGGCUCCGACACGGAGGAGAAACCCCGGCUGAGGGCCAUCGACCUGGCGCAGAAGGUCCAGCAGGAGAAGUCGAAGUCCCCGGCGGCAGAAGAGCCUCCGCUGUCGGGCCAGCAGAAGAGGGUGAUGGAGCUGAAACGGUUCAGUCUGCAGCUACAAAAUGUUCACCCUAACGUGCUCGCCAAGCACCUCCACAAAAGCGUGCUGUACCAGGAUAAAGAUGUAGUUGUCAUCAACAAACCUUAUGGCGUUCCUGUCAGAGAUGACAGUGGGGCCACGUCCAUCUCCUCUGUGCUUCCUGUUCUCUCCAAAAUGAUGGAAGGGAUGAAGGUCAAGUCUGAGUCUCAGCUGCUCCCUUGUCUGAGGCUGGAGAAGGAAACAACAGGAGCUUUCCUGCUGGCCAGGAGUGAAAAAGUAGUGGAGCACAUACUCGACCUUCACAGAAAUAACCAAGUGCAGAGAAAGUACUGGGUCAUCACAGUCGGUGUACCCGUUCCAUCACAAGGAGUGAUCGACAUCCCCAUCAUAGAGAGAGAGGUCACGGGCCCUCGGCCACACUACAAGAUGGCUCUCAGUCCUCUUUUCAGAAUGAAUGAUGCUGGCGACGGUGUGACCAAAGUCCGUGCCCAUCGGCAGGCACAUGCUGCAGUGACCAAGUACAGAGUGUUGGACAGCAGCAGUGGUUGCAGCCUCGUGGAGCUCCAGGCUUUUACUGUAGGGAAGCACCAGAUGAGGGUUCACAUGGCACUUGCUCUGACGUGCCCCAUUCUUGGUGACCACAAAUAUUCCCACUCAAGCAAACUGGCACCCCAGAAAUUACCAGAACGUGUGCUGGGAAAGCUUGGACUGGAACAGAGCAAGAUCCGGUACCUUCCUCUUCAUGUGCAUGCGCGACAGCUGACGCUGCCAGGAACCAAUGGAGCCGACAUAAGCGUGUCCUGUCCCCUACCAAAGUACUUCACACAAACAUUGAAUCGACUGCAUUUAACUCUUCCUGAUGAAAAGGACUAUUAAUAACCACUUCGGCAAUCCAAGUGAUGUCUAAAUGUAUUGGACAUCAGCUGUGAAGGAUGUCAGCCUGCAACGUGGGGAAAAGUGUAUCAUGUGUGCCAUUUGAGUUAAAUGGGAAAUAAAAUGAUAAAGUGCUGCAGUCCUGAAACAUUAACAUUAUUGCCCUUCCGGUUCUUUCGUUUCAAAGUCCAUUUUUUUUUUUUGUUCAUGGAUUUUUGGUUGGAUGCCUUAAAAGAUCUGUGUUUGGGGAGUAAGCUGUAGGUAGGUGUCGUCACUGCCAAGAUGGCGAUGGCCAAAACCACCAACUUUCCGCUUCUAAAUAGCUCUUCAGAAACCUAUUGGUGGUGUCAUGGAAAAUAACCAUGUUUUAUACAGUCUGUGGUUUUCACAUGUAGUCAUUUAAGACGAUCAAACCUUUCAUCAUUUGUGUAGCGCUCCCUGAGGAGCUUUUCUAACCACAUUCAUGAAUGACAUGUCAGCUCGAUAUGUUUUUAUGGUGUACAUCCAAUUAAACUGCUAUAAUCAUGACAUAUUUACAAGUGCAAACAGCCAGCAGCAAAUUAUAUCAGAACAUUCUCUUAUAUGUCACUCUUUAUUUGUAUAGUACCUUUCGUGCAAACAUCUGUAGUUCUUCACAUAAAAAAAAAAUAUAUAUAAUCUGUAAUGUUGGACCAUAAACAAACUACACCACAGUCGCAUGUCCUCAGCGUCACCACCUCUAAGCUAAAGGCGGAGUAGUGUUUGGCGUGAUGACGUUUAGUAUAGUCUCAUUUAGUUACUUUUUAGCAACGGACCUUUUAAGACUCUCGAAAGCUUAAAAAUGCAAGAGUGGAAUAUUUACUGACGUACUUUAAAUCUUUCCACAGGAGCUGCUCUUUGUAUCAAAUGGACAUUUUGUUAUUUUCCCCCAUUAGUGCCUUUGCAUAAUUUCCAAAAAGCACAGGUGUGUUGCCUCCCUCUCUUGAACAAAUGUUUGGGUUGGUGCGAGAGACGUUUUUUGCCACUUGAAUGACCCUCUGUCUUGAAAGGCCAUGCUGGCCAGGAUAACUUCAGGCCCCUGAUGCUUCACAGACUCCACAAUUGUUGGAACAGAACGCUUUGCCAAGAUGUAUGUUCCUCUUCUGGCUUAGAUGAGAGAAGCCAAGUCCUGAGUACCUCCAGUCUGUCCCUCAGCCAGCCGUGAUGGUUAGCAGCUGACUUUCUACAAUCUCAGAACAAGGAAGGAAAUAUUAAAAAGCCUUUAUUAUAGUUGCUAAAUCUUUAAAAGAGUCAACAUGUAAACACUGUAGGUCUUUGUUAUUUAAAAAAAACUAACAAAACUGGUGUGGCCACACUUAUUUAGUAUGAACACCCAAUGGGAGGCAAUCACAUGACUUGGAUAAUCACAUGACGGGUGAAACAGGUUGAAAAUAAUGAGAUGAGAUAGUACAGAAACAGAUAGAUACCCAUGGGUUCUUUUUAACAUAGACUAAGAAAAACAUCUAUAUAGAGAAACAAUUUAAAAAAAUUUUUUUUACAGAAAACAUGAAGUCUAUGUCCUCAUGACCAGGAUACUGAAACGCAUCCUGUGGAUGAAUCCAUAUAGUGAGAGGCAUUAUCAGCACAAUGAACUUUAAUAUACUUAACUCUGUUCAAGUUGUUGCUUUCAAUGCUAAUAUUCAAAUCUGAAUCUUGAAUUUUAAAAUUUCAAAAUAUAUGAAAAAUCUUAUUUUGUAUAUGCAGGUUAUAACAACUUUUACAUUUAGUUUGGAGUGAGAUUCGGUGUCUGUGAAGUUGGUGUAUUUCAUCAGUAGGCGUUCUCUGAUAUGACCCACCGCAAGAGUCGGGGUCAUCAAUCCUCAUCCCCCAGGAAUUUUAAAUCAUUUAUCGAUAAAAAAACAAGUUGAUACUCAUGGUCAAUGACGAACAUGUUUGGUUGAUCCAACCUCCAGACAUCAGAACCUCCAUGAUGCUGAUUAAUCACCCCGACUUCAGUUAACAAGUGGAAACCGUCGUGUUGUGAAAACGUCCAUAAAUGUAGCAUCCUGCUGAAUGGCCAUCUGGCUCUCAAUCAGCCAAGUUCCCUUUUUGUCAGUGUGACGACCCUGUCUGCCUGUGUGGCUGCUUUCCUUGCAGGUGUGGCAGAGGAUCGUCAGGCAGAGUGGGGACACCUGAGGCAAUUAACAACACUAGCCCUGUGUGCCAGUGCACCCUUUAUAAAAACCCUCUGGAUCCUCAGUUGGGCUGGC